Molecule: messenger RNA, 1257 nt
Organism: Torulaspora delbrueckii
Lineage: Eukaryota; Fungi; Ascomycota; Saccharomycetes; Saccharomycetales; Saccharomycetaceae
Gene: DXO1
Product: Dxo1p
Exons: 1
Coding region: 1-1257 (418 amino acids)
Biological process (GO): NAD-cap decapping; nuclear-transcribed mRNA catabolic process
Cellular component (GO): cytosol; nucleus
Molecular function (GO): mRNA 5'-diphosphatase activity
Source: RefSeq, a predicted model, not a curated record
AUGAGCAAGACAAGCGAUUCGUCCACAGCUUCAUCCUUGGAAGUCCAUUUGCUUGGAAAUAAACUGAAUUCAUUGGGUCUGCAAGAUUCUCCACAUGGGCCGUCGAAACAACGUCGAAAACAGCAGAGUGGUAAGCGUACUGUUUGCAUUCCGUUUUCUAAGUUUGAACAUAGUGAUCUGGAUUAUUUCCCAGAUGACACAGCUGACUUCUUCGAAGGCUGCGAAGAGGUCGCUACAUAUCAAAAUGGUUAUUUAUUCAUGAAAGAUAGCUCAAAGAAACCACUCUAUCCCUGCUUGCAAAUGUUUGCUGCCCUUAUAGCCGAGAACAGAGGCCCAAAGAAUAAGCUACCAUACAUAGGGUGCGAUUUAUAUCAGGGUCAUGAACGUUAUAAGCCCUUGCCGUCCAGCGAACUGGACAGUAGCAUAGCAUGUUUUGAAUAUAUCAAGAAGUGGGAAAGACGUAAAAUCUCAAAAAGCUUCAACUCAGGUAAGGUCACAAUCAUCUCUCCUCGUCAUCAUGUGGUUGAUCUCGUAAUGGCAUUAUUUCAUGACGAUGAAGUCUCCAUAAUCUGCACAAAUAUUGGAAAGGGUAAACUUAUCUUCUCGGGUGAUAGGUCGAAAGAAGAACGAAAUGGAUUAAACUCUAAAAAUUCCAUGACACGCAAAAUUUGUUACUCAGGGUUUGCGCUUGAGGAUAAGUUAACUACUUCACAUGACGAGAGGAUGGGACCCUUCUACUCAAUCGUUGAAGGUAAAAUAAACGAACGUUUAAGUCUAUUACUUCGCUGUGAGAUGGAUGCGUAUAACCCCAUUUUCAAUCGUUACACCGAACUUAAGUGCUUCACAAAACUAAACGUUCAAGAUACCGCUCACAGAAGGAAGCUUCUUAAAACUUGGGUACAAAUCGGAUUAAUUCCAGACUCUGAUUUGAUUAUUGGAACCCGUGAUACGCAGGUAGGUCAGCUUGAAGACUUGACCUGGUACUCCAGAGGGAGCCUCUACAAAAAAUUUAACAACCCUAGCAUCGCCCGUAAUAAUAAGUACCUCAACUUCAACGCCAACAUCGCUGUUGAAUGGUGCUUCCAUUGCAUAGAGUCUAUAUGUGACCUUGUUAUGAAAAACUCGCUUUCGUCGCCCGAUGAUCCAUACCCAAAGUAUGAAUCUUUCAAAGUCAUUGUGGAUAAAUCCCAUAACAUUAUCGUUAAAAAGCUGACGAAGGUUCCGAGACAUGUCCAGAUUCCAAGGGCCUUUAGGUAG